AUGUCUACCUCGAUUGUCCGUACCAUCAAGAACAUCUACCUGUCCGGGUUAAGAAGAGCCGGCUGGCAAAUACAGAACCUCAACGAUACCAAGAGAGGUACUUUGGUUGGUGAAGAUGACUUCGGUAACAAGUUCUACGAGACCGAUGUCCCAGAAGAAAUCCACUUGAGAACCAGAUGGGUUGAAUACAACACCUGGGGGAUGUCUGUUGACAUGUCCCAAGUCGAGCCAGGUUGGCAUUACUGGUUAGGUUACGGUACCAACACCAGACCUAACCAGUUACAAGGAGACGAGAAGGCUACCAGAGCCUACCCAUUACCAGAGAAGCACAAGCCAAACUUGACCAACAGCGCCGGUGCCUACGUCCCUUACAACACUGCCAGACCUAAGCACACUGCCUGGGCUCCACAAGUCAAAGAAAGAGUUGAAGUGUAA
Messenger RNA from Suhomyces tanzawaensis NRRL Y-17324, 435 nucleotides. RefSeq lists its product as uncharacterized. Gene Ontology annotation, cellular component: membrane. The coding region runs from base 1 to 435 and encodes 144 amino acids. The transcript has a single exon. Gene Ontology annotation, biological process: mitochondrial respiratory chain complex I assembly; response to oxidative stress. The record is from RefSeq and is a predicted model, not a curated record. Lineage: Eukaryota; Fungi; Ascomycota; Pichiomycetes; Serinales; Debaryomycetaceae.